Molecule: messenger RNA, 1503 nt
Organism: Corylus avellana
Lineage: Eukaryota; Viridiplantae; Streptophyta; Magnoliopsida; Fagales; Betulaceae
Product: cold-responsive protein kinase 1
Biological process (GO): protein phosphorylation
Molecular function (GO): protein kinase activity; ATP binding
Source: RefSeq, a predicted model, not a curated record
GGGCUCCAAAUGUAGAGAGUUGAAACUUUUCCAGCUGCGGUUUUCCAAGCCUAAAUUUGUAGCUUUCAUUUCACGACACACAACAUCGUAUAAGACUGGUAACUGCAAAGCUCCAACGUCAGAAGUUCUCUUUCUCUCUCUCUCUCUUGCGAAGUUCAAAGCUAGCAGUACGGGUCCAAAGGCUAAAUCUUCUCCAAUCAUCAAGUUGGAAUUUUCUAAGGAUUUCUCAGCAGGGCUUGAUUUGUUGGAGGUAUUGAUAGUAAGAAGCUGGUGAUGACUUGUUGCCCUUUCUUUAGGAAAAAAAAGACUUCCUCUGAUAAACAAACGAUUGAAGGCGUUGAAGAGCUUACAGGUAUCGAGAAUGUUAACCUGUACACUUACCAGGAAUUGCGGGUUGCCACUAAUGAUUUCAGUCCAUCAAGUAAAAUUGGGGAGGGAGGUUUUGGUUCUGUCUAUAAGGGAAGACUUAAAAAUGGCAGUCUGGCUGCUUUAAAGGUUUUGUCAGCUGACUCAAGGCAAGGGGUGCGGGAGUUUUUGACAGAAAUAAAGGUGAUCACAGAAGUAGAGCAUGACAACCUGGUUAAGUUGUAUGGUUGCUGUGUGGAAGGAAACCAUAGGAUUUUGGUAUAUGGCUACCUCGAGAACAAUAGCCUUGCGCAAACACUUCUUGGUGGAGGCCACAGUAGCAUCCAUUUCAGUUGGGAAAAACGGCGUAAAAUUUGCAUUGGUGUUGCACAGGGACUUGCAUUCCUUCAUGAAGAGAUCAGCCCACAUAUUAUUCACAGGGACAUCAAAGCAAGCAAUAUUCUUCUUGACAAAGACUUGACACCCAAAAUUUCAGAUUUUGGUCUUGCAAAGUUCAUUGCACCUAACCUGACCCAUAUUAGCACGCGUGUUGCUGGAACAGCAGGUUAUCUGGCACCUGAAUAUGCACUACGAGGUCAAGUGACAAGGAAAGCAGAUAUUUAUAGUUUUGGUAUUCUGCUCUUAGAAAUUGUAAGUGGGAGGUGCAACACAAACAGGCGGUUACCUGCUGAAGAACAAUAUCUUCUUGAAAGGAGAGACUUGCAGGCGUGGGUACUGCAUGAGAAGGGAGAACUGCUGAGAUUGGUGGACACAUCAUUGAAUGAGAAUUUCGAUGUCGAGGAGGCUACCAGAUUUCUAAAGAUUAGUCUUCUUUGCACCCAAGACAUGCCAAAGCUCCGACCACCCAUGUCCACUGUUGUCAGAAUGCUACUGGGUGAAAUACAUGUAAAUGACAAGGAGAUAACAAAACCAGGCCUGCUUUCUGAGCUCAUGGAUACAGAUGAUGAUGGUAGAGGCCGGAAAUAUAAGGCUGAAAUGAAGAAUACAUCUGACACAGCAUCUUCAGGGUUAGGAAAGCUGUAUAAUUCAUCUUCAUCAUCAGGAAACAUGACCACCUCAUUUGCUACCAUGACCUUCAAUUCAAUAUAUGACCGAAGCAAUUAAUGAGAUGUUGAUUUGACACCGGGUUCAAGGUUC